Carassius auratus (goldfish) is the source of this 1949-nucleotide messenger RNA. RefSeq lists its product as uncharacterized. The coding region runs from base 920 to 1822 and encodes 300 amino acids. The transcript is spliced from 6 exons. The record is from RefSeq and is a predicted model, not a curated record. NCBI's taxonomy places the organism in Eukaryota, Metazoa, Chordata, Actinopteri, Cypriniformes, Cyprinidae.
AAAACACAGAAUAUAUCAUUGCAUACAAAGGGGUGACAUUACAUGCAAAGUGCCAUUUAUGCAAUUUUUUUUUAACAAAUAGAUUACAAAAGACAAUAAAUUAACUUUUAAAAGCAUUAAGAUUCUUGGAAGGUUAAAUAAACAAGUCAACAUUUGAAGGGGAUCUAACCUAACCCAAAUGUGUUUUUGUCUUGGAGCAACUUGGAUUAACUUUUGUAAAUUCAUUUUGUAUAUUGAAGCCAAACAGUACACCCUUUAAAAACCCAAGAACCACUGGAGGACAUUGUGAUUAAUAACAUUAGAAAAUUUAAUUCAAAAUAGUGUGCGCGCGAGGACAAUCCAGAAGAUAUGCGGUUUCAUUAGGGUCACCAUAAAAAGAACAGCUUGUGUCCAUGUCCGAUUUAAACCCUUUCAAAAACCCUUAGUCUAUACAACAAACUUUAGAUAUUUCACAUUUUUACAGACCAGCAGACAUGCCACUAGUGUUAGAAAGAAUACGUUUUUUUUUUCCUAGAUUGAUAAACCAUUUGUUUUCUGUGGUGUGACGAGAUCAGAACACAUUUAAUAUUGCUUUACACAGUCUAUUUAUUCUACAGAGUCCAUGACGUCACACGAUCAAACGCGUCUUGCUCAUUGGCUGACGCUGCAACUAGCCUUAAACUAAAGUAAAAAAAAAAAAAAAAAUAGCAUUUGAGGUAUAGACCGUAUAAAACAUUUAAAGUGAUUUACAAAAAGCGCUGGCCCUCACUCCAGUACAGUAGAUGGCGGAAACGCACCUUAAAAUGUUUUAGAUGCCACUAACUUCACACGAGAGCGGAUUCUGGAAGUGCUGCGCUGGUUGUUUACAGCAGAUGAACAGGAGACUGUGAGUGAUACGUCACUGAUCAGCCAAGACUUCUAUUCAGAAGAGUCGGAGGAAAUGGAUCACUGUUAUGCAUUAACCGCAGACACACUACAAACUCUGCCAAUGAAGCGAAAGAAGUCCGACGUUAAGAAAAGAGAAAGAGACAGACUGAGACAGAAGAACAGAGUAAACAUCGGCGUGGCCUAUUCCAGAUGGAAAGCGCUGAAAGUGGAGAAAGGCAUGAAGAACGACGCGGAGGUUGCUUGUUACCUGCUGGACAGGGUGUGUGGCGGGCAUCUUUUACAAGACAAAUCCAGUGGGUCUUUGAGAAAGAGAGCAAGACCCCAGAAAUCAACAUAUGUAUCUGUGCCACGGACUGAGGUACGUACAUUCAGGAUUCUGAGGGAUUCACCUCCGCCCAGUUGGGACACCCAGUCAGACACUGAAUCCAUGCCUAGUCCAGACCCCCAGUCCACAAACGUUGAGGUCCUUGGGAUCUGCUAUGACCUCCCUCCCCUUUGGCCAUAUCAACCAGAGAAACAAGUACAGCCUGAACAACUAAUAGAGGAUGGAUAUGACCCAGAUGUCAGGAUGGGUUACACAGAGGAACAAAACAGUACGAUUGAGCAUAGUUCAUCUUCAAGCACUACAGAGGAAGACAGCACAGAGCACUACGAGGAAAGAAAGGAUGAACUCGCAGAGACUGCCCUGCGAUUGGAGGAACGUUUAAUCACCAUGAGAUCUUUGUCUGAUGCUGCAUCUGAUUGCAUUUCAAUGACAAGAGGAAUAGUAGAUCAGAAGGACAGAAAAUGGGCGGUCAACAAAUCCAGUUUGACAGGACUGUUCAGAACUUGCCAUCAGUGUGGAGAACCGGUUCUGAAAUUUAAAACAUUAACAUCCGGGAGUCUGAUUCGGAUUCAGUGGGAAUGCUCAAAGGGACAUCUCAUGUGGCUCUUUCCCAACCACAACCCAACAUAACACACACCGAAACCAGACGGGGAUGAAUGUGCAUCUAUAUUUAUUCGAUUGUGUAUCUAUAUUUAUUAAAACGUGAAUAUAAAAGAAAUAAAAGUUUCUACUUUGGAAUUACAAAAAUUUUGGAUUU